AUGGCCCUGUUACCGGUACUUUUUCAUUUACUUUUGUUGUUGAUAUGUCCCACACACUCAGAAGUACCCAAGAAUGAUAAUACACAGCUUGUAAAAGUGAACAAAUGUUGUGAUAAAAACAAAAUAUACAUGGGAAAACAUUGUACAGCAGUUAAUCAAACCAGUGAGGAAUGGAGACCUCUAUUUACCACAGAAAAAGGGGCCACCAACCUUCAGAAAAACUACAGCUUAGUCAUAGGUCUACCAGACUGUGGUCAUAUGCAGUUGUGGCCUAUUUAUCACUAUCAGAACUCCACAGAUCGUUUGAGACUUUUGCCAAAUGGAGUUAUGAGGCAUUAUUUUGACCAUCAUGAUGUACCUGGAGAAGAAGAUCCAGAAAUCCUCCAAACCAAUUCACCAUAUCAUGACUAUGAAUUCAGCAAAUAUUGCUUAGAUAAAAAAAUAGAUGGCAUUAGGAGUGAAUUUGCAUGGGUGUGUGCCCCAGAUAUAAACAAGAAUUGGCUGACCAGUACUGAAUUUCUGAUGCAUAAUAUAGUAAGCCCAGCUACACAUGGCAUGUCUAUAGCUUGCUUACUGGCUAUAGCAGUUAUUUAUUUUGUCAUGCCAACUCUCAGAGACUUGUCUGGAAAUAUUGUUACUACAAUAUGUAUGUGCCUUAUAGUAAGUCAAACUGGUGAUAUGAUAAGAUUGUUGACUGUGUUCACAAGCCACAUAAGUUUACUUAUUGCAGAGACAAUAUGUUAUAUCAGUUUAUUAGGUGCCUUUUUUUGGUUGAAUAGUCUUGGAUACUACAUUUGGAAGACCUUCAGAUCCAGAAAUGUAUUCUUAAGAAUAACUGAUGGCAAAAAAUAUUGCUAUUAUGGUGGAUAUGCUUGGUCUUGCACCAUUAUUUUGGGAGUAUUAGCUAUUUUUGCUCACUAUACCAUGGAUUACCCAGAAAUAAACUCUAAGGUCAUGUUGACCUUCGAUCAACAAAGGGAGCAAAUAGGGUCAUUAGGUAUGAUAAUAUUUUUUGUACCAGUAGCCUUCACAGUUCUUGCCAAUGUAUUUUUCUUCGCCACCACAUUGAAGGCUAUAAAUAGGAUGCACACUUAUGGGAGGAUUCAUCACAAACUUCGACAUUGUUUCCGCAUGUUCAUCCUCGUCCUGUUGGUGGUCACCCUGUGGUGGCUCUUCCUCCUCUCCUCCUUCUCGAAAUUCGAAGGGCUCGUCUACACCCACAUAGUCACCAACGGUCUGCUGGGCCCCCUCGUCCUCUACGUGUGCGUCUUCGAUCAGAAGCACGUCGCCUAUCUGAUCAGGAAGACCUGUUGCUACAGGAGCUGCCCCUGUUGCAGGGGCGAGCCUGAGGCCGAAUGGGGCGACGAGAUGACAGCGAUGAACACCAUCAAUAAUUACUGA
Molecule: messenger RNA, 1401 nt
Organism: Phaedon cochleariae (mustard beetle)
Lineage: Eukaryota; Metazoa; Arthropoda; Insecta; Coleoptera; Chrysomelidae
Source: the annotation of a GenBank genome assembly